Molecule: messenger RNA, 987 nt
Organism: Protopolystoma xenopodis
Lineage: Eukaryota; Metazoa; Platyhelminthes; Monogenea; Polystomatidea; Polystomatidae
Source: the annotation of a GenBank genome assembly
AGUUGGUGGUUCCUUCUUCUGAUCGGGCUGCUGGCCCUCAGUUUAGUUGUCUGUCUUGCCUGCCUACUUCUGUCCACGGCACGGCGUCGCAGUCGCAAGCAACGCUGGUCACCCGGUCUCUUUACCACCGCCUCCGUUGCCUGUGGACCCGCAAGGACGGUUGAAACCUCCAACUCUGGCCUGCUUCCCAGUCUCUUCUGGUGGCCAAUGUCAACUGGCAGCCUCACCUCGUCACCGCCACCGCUUUCACAGAUACCGGAAGGGGCCAAGCUCACUCCGGUCCGGACUUCGACUCUGCAGAUGAUCUGUUCCACUCCAUUUUGUGCCUGUUUCCAGGGCUUACUGAAUUGUAUGUCAUUUCGUCCGAGGCCCAAAUUACUGUCAGAACAGACGAUCUCAGAUAGGUCUGGCUUCGGAUCUGGGGCACCCAGUGCUGAGGCGAACUCCAGCCUUCUGCCAUCUGCCGAUUUGUUGGCCUCCUGUCAACUGGUUUCUGUGCCCGCCUCUCUGGGCAUGUUCGCCUCGUCUAUUACUUAUGCCAAUAGUCUACAUGAGUCUGGAUUUGGACUAGGCAAAGCUGGCUCCGGAAUCUCAAGUCGACGCCCGUAUGCCUCCGGUGCAGUCGAUGCCUCGAUGGCUUCCUCCACUCUUGAAUCCUGCAUGUGGGACAAAGCUUAUUGUCAUGCAGCUGCACUGUCUGAAAGUGAUCAACUACUUCAUCAGACACCUAAUUCUGCUCUUCUAUGUCCUCCAGCGACCGAUUGUCUGGCUUCAAGACUAAGGCCUUCUCAGCCAGACGGUCACGGACAGAGUAACAACUGGCCUGCCCAGAUGCUUCCGAGGCCAGACGAGCCGUUCGAAUCAUCUUGGUACCCACAUACAGGUUGGUUGAAGAAUUCGCAUGUCUUGUCUCGACAAAGUCAUUCCAGCUACCAUGUAGACAGCAUUUUACAUGAACAAAACUUUGUCAAUGGAUAUAUUCAUUAG